Girardinichthys multiradiatus is the source of this 1018-nucleotide messenger RNA. RefSeq names its product monocyte chemotactic protein 1B-like. The transcript is spliced from 3 exons. Gene Ontology annotation, cellular component: extracellular region. Gene Ontology annotation, molecular function: CCR chemokine receptor binding; chemokine activity. The coding region runs from base 404 to 706 and encodes 100 amino acids. Gene Ontology annotation, biological process: lymphocyte chemotaxis; cellular response to type II interferon; inflammatory response. The record is from RefSeq and is a predicted model, not a curated record. Lineage: Eukaryota; Metazoa; Chordata; Actinopteri; Cyprinodontiformes; Goodeidae.
GCUACCUCACAUGCUUGGUUAACCAGUUUUGGUAAAUAUUUGGUGAGUGCUGUAAGAUUCAAGUAUAAGAUAAUUUAUAUAAACCUCUGGUAUAUAUAUCUGUUGCAAUUUCUAUAAACUAACUUGAAUUAUAAAUGAAAAGUAGUAUAGGCAAAAAUGUAUGAAAGUGGAAAACGUCUCAACACCCCCAGACCACCAGUAAGGAGAGUGGAGGGGCACGGACCACGCCGGUGAGCUUUUGUGGGAGGAAGCAUUACUUGUACUUUCCAUCCGUGUGUGUAUCUGUGGGUGCGGAAACCUUGCACUGCAAGUGAUUUAAAUGAAUGCAAAAUUAGUUGGUGGUCUUUAAAACGGCUCAAGGCACAGGCUUCACAUCACAUCAGCCUCUACUGCAGAGAACACCAUGACGAGCAUCCCCAUCUUGCUUUUAUUGGUAACCAUGAUGGUGCCGACAGCCUUGGCACAAGGUGGCAUCUCAAAUUGCUGCCUGAAAAUCACAGGCACAAAAGUUCAUCGAGACUCGCUGAAGAGCUACUAUGUGGAGGAUCCAUCAUCAUGCACUCGAAAUGCAGUGGUAUUCACAACAAUCAUGGGGAGAAGAAUCUGUGCCAGCCAGACCAAUGUGUGGACAAAGACCAGCAUGGCGUAUCUGGAUGGAAAGAACUGGCAGCGAAGACAUACAACCUUAAAACAGCAGCGCCAAUGACAGGAACACAGAUAACAUCGAUCCCUCUAUUGAAACACAAGGGAUCCAUCUAUAAUCUAUCAUCUUAAGUUGUUUGAGUUUAACUAAAUUUAAACUUUAGAAUGUACCUCAGCUUUGUAAAAUUAAAAGAAUGUAUUGUAUUUGACUUUUGUUUGAGAUUAUUUAAUCUUUUUCUAACUAAUGUAAAUAUGUAAAUACAUUUUAUUGUGACUUCACACUCUAGCUUGUCAUAGUAUCAAGAAUAUAACUUCUUGAUUUUAAUAUUCAAAUCUGAUUAAAACUGUUGCCUUCUCGUUCUUGGCACCCACUGUU